This is a messenger RNA of Oncorhynchus kisutch (coho salmon), 6268 nucleotides long. Its product is annotated as tubulin--tyrosine ligase. The transcript has 7 exons. Bases 677 to 1912 code for a protein of 411 amino acids. Lineage: Eukaryota; Metazoa; Chordata; Actinopteri; Salmoniformes; Salmonidae. The record is from RefSeq and is a predicted model, not a curated record. Gene Ontology annotation, biological process: microtubule cytoskeleton organization; protein modification process. Gene Ontology annotation, cellular component: spindle microtubule. Gene Ontology annotation, molecular function: tubulin-tyrosine ligase activity.
AACAAGCUCCGCCUGUGAACAAUCGUUUGAACCGUCAUCGAAGUCGAAUUCCAAGUCGGAAACUCUCGCAUCUUUCAAGAGCGCAGUCUUUCCGGUAUGAACAUCAUCGACGUCAUGAUUUGAGCUCUUAUUUUUCGACUUCCCAGUUGUCUUGAAAGCCCCUUAAAUAACCUUUACUGGAAAAUGUGAAUCUCUUUUCAUUGGUCGUUGUUUUGUCUCCAAGUUAAACAGCUAAAAUCUUAGUAAAGUACCAGUUUACAUAGAUAACGAUUUAAACAACACUUAAGAAAUAUAUUCAGCUACGUAACAUUAGCAAAGCAAGCCAGAUAGGAGAAGCCAGAGGAUCUCAGCCAGACGUGGGACCAAGUAACGUUAACGUCGUUAGUCAGGCACACCCUAAAUCUGGGCACCCAUGAUUGAAACGUAACGUCAGGCGAGAGUCAUGCAACAUGAAGUAGUUUGGACUUUUGUGAUCUUGAAAGACAUUCACUAGCAACAAGAACAUGCGAAUCACUUUUUUCAGAACCUGGAUAUGACUGUCUCAUCAUGCCACAGACACAUCCGUCCGCGAGAUAGCGUUUGCCAGCCAGUCUGCUAAAUUCAAUAGCCACACCUGGGCUAGCUAGCUAAUAAUUCGUUUUGUUGUGUGCUUUUGCACAUAUACUAUUGUUGUAAUAUGAAUGCACCGAUGUAUACAUUUGUCGCAAGAGACGAGAACAGCACCAUUUAUGCUGAAGUCUCCAAAAUUCUCGUCGCAACUGGACAAUGGAAGAGACUGAAAAGGGAUAAUCCCAGAUUCAAUUUGAUGUUGGGCGAACGGAACAGACUGCCAUUUGGACGGCUUGGUCAUGAGCCAGGACUGCUGCAACAGGUGAACUAUUACAGAGGAGCAGACAAGUUGUGCCGCAAAGCAUCUUUAGUCAAGUUAAUCAAGACUAGCCCAGAGCUUCCAGACCCCAGCAACUGGUUGCCUGAAUCCUACAUCAUCUAUCCUACUAACCUAAAUACCCCCGUCGCUCCUGUAAAGAAUGGCAUCAGCCACCUGAAAAGUAACCCCAAGACAGAUGAAAGAGAUGUUUUCCUGGCCUCUUAUCACUCAAGAAAGGAAAGCGGAGAGGGAACAGUGUGGAUCGCUAAGUCAUCUGCUGGAGCAAAAGGUGCUGGAAUUUUGAUAUCCUACGAUGCAAAUCAAUUGCUGGAGUUCAUUGAUAAUCAAGGGCAGGUUCAUGUCAUUCAGAAGUACCUAGAAAGACCACUACUGCUGCAACCUGGCAACCGUAAAUUUGACAUCAGGAGCUGGGUGCUCGUGGACCAUCAGUACAACAUCUACCUUUACCGGGAGGGAGUGCUGCGGACGGCCUCGGAGCCCUACGACAGCUCCAACUUCCAGGACAUGACCAGCCACCUGACUAACCACUGCAUCCAGAAAGAGCACUCCCAGAACUACGGCCGCUACGAGGAGGGCAAUGAGAUGUUCUUCGACGAGUUCCGGCAGUACCUGCUGAGCACCCACAACAUAGCACUGGAGAGCAGCAUUUUACCUCAGAUCAAGCAGAUCAUAAGGAGCUGUUUGACAUGCAUUGAGCCAGCCAUCAACACUAAGCACCUGUCCUAUCAGAGUUUCCAGCUCUUUGGCUUUGACUUCAUGGUGGAUGAAAGCUUCAAGGUGUGGCUGAUCGAGAUCAAUGGAGCUCCGGCCUGCGCACAGAAACUCUACCCGGAGCUAUGUCAAGGUAUCGUGGACAUAGCCAUCUCCAGUGUCUUCCCACUGAACAAUGAUUCCGAACCACGAUCAUCUUCCUCCUCCCCCGCUCCUUACUCCUCCUCCCCCUCUUUUUCCACUCUCAACUCAUCCUGUUCCUCUCCGAAACUGAGAGGAUCCCUCCACGUGGGCCCAUUCACCCGGUUGUAAGUCCCUCCUCUGCUUCAGAAGUUCCAACCUCUGCCCUCUGCUCCUCACUCCUAUGCUUUUCCCGAGAUGUCCCACAGGCCAGGAAGCUUUGCCAUCUCAUUGGUUCUUGCAUGGCAAGUUGUCUCGAAUGGGAAUACCCUUGUGAUUGACUGAAGAUUGUGUGACUUUCUCGUAUGUGCUACCACAUUCUCCUCCCCAUACCCCCACAGUGGAAGCGCAUUUCAGAGGAAAGCCUGGACAGGCAUGCAGAAAAUGAAUGUGUGUAGACUUGGUGAAUGUUCGGAUGGUGAUGAGGAUUAAGAUGAAUUGGCGACAGGCUGACAGAUUUGGGGGUCCCAGAACAAGAAGCUUCCCUUGUGAACCAGUGCUGCCACUGAGGCGACCCUAGACUGUGUAUGGACGACCUCUGAAGAUGGAGGGGACGCUUCACUUAUUAUACAGACUUUAGUGCCUUACAUCUCCACCCAUACCCCCUUAAAGAUGCAACCUGUCGAUUUUAGCAUAGCGCCUCUGCUACUGCGUGUGUUAUGUGAGCCUGUGUAUUGUCGAUCAGGCAAGUGUGUAUGUCUGUGUGGUCUAGUCUUUUUUUUUCUUUUUCUGGGUUUGGAGAUCUUUGGAUUUUAUCCACAAAAGUUAGCAUUAUCAGGGGAGGGAAAAAAACUUUCCUGCAUCUUGAUAUGAAUACCUGACAUUGCCUAUAAAUCAUUCUUCAUAUCAUGGUUAUUGACAAAGCCCCAGAGUUUUUUUGUUGUACUGUAUUUUAAGAGGAUUAAAGCAGAAAAUAGGCUACAUUUUAUUGCUACUGUAAUUGUAUUAUAGCUAUUUGAUAGCUGUUAUUCCAGGCUCGCUGUGUAGUGUUAGCUCUUCCAUUUUGACAGACUUUUAUUCAAGUUCAUUUAGUCAGUGUUGUUCAUUCAGUGUACAAAAGAUUCCUAGACAGACUACUCCUUUUUCCUCUGUCAACAAAGAGCAUUUGUGGAAGGACUAGAGAUAAACCUCCCCUGUUUAAUUUGAGACUAGCUUUGCAACUUCCGAACAUUUCAACCCAUUUGAACCUUCUAAAGGUUCUACCAGUCAAACCGUUACACGGUUAUGCAUGAGGAUCUCCACUACAGCUGUAGAUCUGUUUUUGUUUGUGAUUUUAAUAGAGAUUGCAUGCCGGUGUGGAAGCAUGUUACUGUGUCUGUUGUGUGUCAUAAUGCAAGUAGGCCGACUCUCCCUUUUGCCUCUAAUACUGAUAGUUCUUAGCCAAGAGCUGCCUUUUUAAAAUGGUCUAUUUCAUAGAAAGUGAGUUUCUUGUUAGUUUUUGUUUGCUUCCUUGAAAACCUGUAGUAAACAAACUACUUUGUCAACGCAAGUAUAAUUUAAUUUUUUAAAGGAUUUUUAGACUACUAGCGCUGUUGGUUAUGGUGUUGCAUAGCUUCCAUAAUAUUACGUGGAGUUGUAAUGCAUGCAUGCAAACAAGUAGUUUUUCCUGCCCUUGUCUGUCUGUUAAACUGUAAUAUUCAGUGUAGACAACCUGACCACGUUCAGUUUACAGAGGCUUUGGCAUUAUUGCCCACAGUUAACUCUUAGAUUAAGUUACUUUGUCCAAUGUUAAAAUUUAUUUGAAGUAUUAGUUAGUCCCUUAAAAGGGGCAAUCCGUAGUUGAAACAAUAACAAAGUGCAUCUGUUUCGGUAAAAGGCUAAGGGGAUGCGGCUGGAAAAAAUGUAACCACUCUCAAAUUCAUAGACCGAGCUAUGGAUGCAAGGACUGACCAUCCAUGAUAUCAACAUUAUAGUUUUAACCAUGUUUUUAGGCUAUUGUUUGUUUACAUGUACUUUGUUUACAAACAUUGGAGUAAACCAAGCUUAUACACUACUUGAAACAGUAUGUGGACACCUGCUUGUUAAACAUCUCAUUUAAAAAAUCAUUGGCAUUAACAUGGACUUGGUCCCCCCCUUUGCUGAAAUAACAGCCUCCACUCUUCUGGGAAGGCUUUCCACUAGACUUGAAGUAUGGACUCGUCACGGCACGGCACAUACACUACAUGACCAACAGUAUGUGUAGACCUGCUCGUCAAACAUCUCAUUCCAAAAUCAGGGGCAUUAAUAUGGAGUUGGUCCCCCCUUUGCUGCUUUAACAGCCUCCACUCUUCUGGGAAGGCUUUCCACUAGAUGUUGGAACAUUGCUGCUGGGACUUGCUUCCAUUCAGCCACAAGAGUAUUAGUGAGGUUGGACACUGAUGUUGGGCGAUUAGGCCUGGCUCGCAGUUGGCGUACCAAUUCAUCCUAAAGGUGUUCGAUGGGUUGAUGUCAGGGCUCUGUGCAGGCCAGUCAAGUUCUUCCACACAGAUGUCAACAAAACAUUUCUGUAUGAACCUUGCUUUGUGCACAGGGGCAUUGUCAUGCUAAAACAGGAAAGGGCCUUCCCCAAAGUUGGAAGCACAGAAUUGUCAACAAUGUAUUUUAUGCUGUAGCAUUAAGAUUUCCCUUCACUGGAACUAAGGGGCCUAGCCCGAAGCAUGGAAAACAGCCCCAGAACAUUAUUCCUCAGACGAUUAUUCCUCCAAACUAAAACUUUCAAAUCCAAAUGGAUUUGGGCAGGUAGCGUUCUCCUGGCAUCUGCCAAACCCAGAUUUGUCCGUUGGUCUGCCAGUUGGUGAAGCGUGAUUCGUCGCUCAAGAGUCCAAUGGCGGCAAGCUAUACACCACGCCAGUCAGCACUUGGCAUUGCGCAUGGAGAUCUUAGGCUUGUGUGCUGCUGCUCGACCAUGGAAACCCAUUUCAUGAAGCUCCCGACGAACAGUUCUUGUGCUGACGUUGCUUCCAGAUACAGUUUGGAACUCUGUAGUAUGUGUUGCAACCAAGGACAGACACUUUUUACACGCUUCAGCACUUGGCGGUCCAGUUCUGUGUGCUUGUGUGGCCUACCACUUCAAGGCUGAGCCAUUGUUGCUCUUAAACAUUUCCACUUCACAAUAACAGAACUUACAGUUGACCGGGGCAGCUCUAACAGGGCAAAAUUUUUACGAACUGACUUAUUGGAAAGGUGGCAUCCUAUGACUGUGCCAUGUUGAAACUCACUGAGCUCUUCAGUAAGGCCAUUCUACUGCCAAGGUUUGUGUAUGGAGAUUGCAUGGCUGUGUGCUCGAUUUUAUACACCUGUCAGCAAGGGUGAGGCUGAAAUAGCUAAGUCAACUAAUUUGAAGGGGUGUCCACAUACUUUUGACUAUAUAGUGUAUUUUGGGUUCUGAUGGGAUACGACAGUUGAACUUAACUCAUGAGGCAUGUGCAAGUUAUAUUCUUCAAGAACCAAUGGGUUCAACUGCAGACUGCCCCUUUAACCACUACCUCUUCUCUUCAUUAUCACACAUUUUCAAAUAUUUUAGUUGGUCAUGCUUCAACAUGUUUUGAGUCAAACACCGCUUAAGGGACAACAUUGGCACAUUUAUAUUUUAAUCCGUAUCUUAUGUUUACAAGAUUGCUAUGGGGAAUGAUGUACGGACAAGUGAAUGACUCUUUGAUAUGCACAUGGUCAAAACAUACAAUGGCUAUGAAUUAUAUUUUAUAGUAGUUGCUGUUGAAUGUACAGUUAGAUUGUAUAUCAUAGGGGCAAAAAUAAAGGUUUGUUUCUAGAUUAUUUUUUUUUUUGGUAAGAGCUAAACUUUAUUAUUCAACAUAUUGGAAAAUAUCCAAAGACAAUUAUCAGUAUUAUCAAAAUGAGGGAAAUGUCUUUCAAGCCAAGGGAAGGGGUGUCAGUGGGAAUUGCCUCUUGAUGUUUGGAAGAUGCAAUAAACCUCCAGCAUAUUUCAUUUGUUUGAUUGUAAAAAGAUACAUUUGUCUAUUGCUAUCUGGUCUGUGUGACUGUUAAUUGUUCAAUCUCUUGUAAUGUCUGGUUCUCCUCAGUUUAUUUGCACUGAACUUUUCCCAUUUUUAAUUACUUGCAUUAUCAUCGUAUUUUAGUUGAAAAAUUGCUUUUAUGUCUAAAAUGAAUGUCAUUAUUUUCCCCCAUAGUAUUACUUAUCUAGCUAUGAAUGUGAGUUUUAGGUAUUUCAAGGCCUUUAAAGAGCAAUGUGUAACUUCCUUUGAGUACCGCCAUGGGAGACAAAGAAGUGACUUAAAUCUGUCAUUAUCAAACAUUUUCACUAAACCAAGGCAGCCAAGAAAAAAGAAAUCCGUAUAAGACAUAACAGCAACAUUGGCACAUUUGAAAUGUUAAUCUCUCCUCCAGUCAACAAGGUUUUACUGUACUGUAUGUAGUCAGAGGAAUGCCUAUGAUGUUUUUUUUUUUCUUCAGCUAAUGUUUCUCAAACUCUUGCAUGAAAACUUGAUUGGAUAAAAAAUGUAUGUAGAAUAAAAUGUAUUGUUGAUCUGA